This is a messenger RNA of Rotaria sordida, 111 nucleotides long. NCBI's taxonomy places the organism in Eukaryota, Metazoa, Rotifera, Eurotatoria, Philodinida, Philodinidae. The record is from the annotation of a GenBank genome assembly.
AUGGAUUUUGAUGAAUUUAUUGAAUCUUUGGAGAGUUUACCAAUUGAUUUAAGUCGUAAUCUUCGAUUAUUACGAGAACUUGAUGAUAAAAGUUUAUCAUUAAAAUCAGAA